This is a messenger RNA of Vicia faba (fava bean), 429 nucleotides long. Lineage: Eukaryota; Viridiplantae; Streptophyta; Magnoliopsida; Fabales; Fabaceae. The record is from the annotation of a GenBank genome assembly.
AUGCUCACCCUUUUCUCAGGAUUUGUCAGCUACCAGAUGGUUAGAGAUGCAUAUGAUGCUGGAAAAUCCCGAUUUGGGAGCCUUUUAGGCCAUCAUCAUGGCAAAACAGAUAGGAUUUAUAUGAAAGGUCCUGGAGGCCGAGGGGAAGUUGAAGUAGCUGUUUCUGGUGUUGCAGAUCAAAGUCAGCUGGAUUCAGAGCCACCUUCUCCAGUUAUAUCAAAGAAAGGGAUAGGGUUGGGUGUAAUUGUUCGCAGAGCUGCAAUGGUUGCAUCAGUAGCAGCAAAACAUGCUUAUGCUGCCGCCUCUUCCUCUAGCUCAAACUUUGAUGAAAUGAUACCGUUGAAAUGCAGCUUAAUGUCCAUAUCGCUGCCUUGGGAAUAUAUAGCAUAUGAUCUUCUGUUUAAGGGAGCUCCUCCGGUGGACAUGUAA